AUGGCAACUUCUACACAAUUAUCCACGUCUCCUAUCGCUCAACACAGUGACCUGGAGUCUCAGAACUUAGUUCUCGAAACGAGAGAAGGCGAGCAGUCCGCCAUUGGUGUUGUAUCUGAUCAGCAACCAGCUCAACCAGAGGAUGGCGUACCAGUUGACGCCAACAGCGAAGCUCUACAUGGAGCGAUAAAGCCUGACCUUUCCGCGGAGACUUUUUCUGAAGAAGUCCUCGAUGCGAUAAAGAAGUUACAUAAGGGCUGGGAUGACUACGUGAAGCACGAUAUGAACGGCAAGUCUCUUUCGCACGAUAAUAUAACCUAUUCGACACGUAUUCUGCGUCUAUAUGAGAGAUCAAUGUCGCUGGGGUCAAGAGUUGCACAAAGUGACUUCUUGUCGUUCAUGAUUCAGUCAUAUUUCCGGCUGGUGGAUGACCGUUUAUUCGCACUCGAAAGGGGUAUUGCAACCCAAAAAGGCAGUCCAAAUGCAGGCGAAGAAGAAAUGUGUCAAAAGACUGACAAGGGUGACGAAGCCGAAAGAGCCUUCUCCGAGGCCACGAUCCCAAACAAGAACCCGGUCCUGUGGCGGGACUUUAAACGAAAGGAGGAACAGGAGAAGAUUAGCAAUGUUCAUGCCAUCGACGUCCUCAUAGGCGAGGUGGUCAUUCCACAUAAUAUCUGGCCGAAUUUCCAUGCAAGAAACACCCUUUACGAUAACGAAACUCCGAAGGAUGCUCCGAUUACAGCAAACGCGUCGCAACUGGCCGCGGGGGAUUAUACGUCAAUGCCGGAUCGGAUCCGCAUCAACGGAACGUCCCUACAGAAACUACUGGAGAAGGUUCUGGAUUUAGAGCUCUAUAAGGAGGGCUCACCGAUUGUCUUGCUCAAACCAUAUAAGAUUCUUGCACAGCAUGAAAAGACAAUCCGUGGUGUCCACGCUCAGUUGCGAAGGAAAUUUGGGCCGACCCCCACCGGGAGAACCGUCCCCGACCUCGACUUCGAGCCAGAAUCCCGGCAGCUCUCAUCGGUUUCACCAAGGCGGGAGCUCUCGCGACGAGGAAGAAGAGAGGAUGCACUGGAGAAGGGCUCCGUGGAGAGAAUCUUCUACUCAGACCUCUGGCAUAUCUUUAAUCCUGGACAAGUAGUGAUAACCAGACAAGAGCCUCUUCAUGCCUAUCGGGUGCUUUAUGUCACUGCCGGUCGCCCAUACUUAUCGCCCCCUGCAUUGGAAGGUGAUGAUUCCGGGGAUGGGUACAAAGUCCCAGCCAAAGAGAGUGACCUUCUUGUCCACUGCUACCAGAUUCAGUUCGAUGGGCAAAGGUUUGGCCCGGUCACUCAUACCUUCAACAUCCAACCAUAUUCUGGGCGGCUCCGAGUUAAGGACCUGCCCAUUUAUCCCCUCCAAUUCGUCGAAGACCCAAAGGUCCUCAAGGAAACUCUGGUAUCUAGUGGUCGGAAAUUCUUGAGGGUUUCAAAAGGCACGCAUCUGCAAUACAGCGGACCGAAUCUGCAUGAGGGAGAAGAACUUGACAGCGAAGUCAUUGUGGAUUUUCAGACUGCGAUCUGGGACAACCGGGAUGAAGAUCCAAUUGGAAUUAUAAAGAUAAAGGAUUUCAUAGCCCAGAAUAAAUUGCUGACCACGGACACUCGCUAUCUCGAUGACAACCCGGAAAACGUGCCAGAGGAGGAUCUUAUCCUUUUCCCCAACCGAGUCUUCGCAUUUGUGCUCAAAGAUCGAAAAUGGGCGGUGAUUGAUCUCAACUACGUUGACCUCGAUGCUGGCGCCGACAAACCGAAGGAUCGUGGAUGGAACUCGUUGGUGUUGCCCCUUGGUCACAAAAAGAUGGUUCAAUCGCUUGUCCAAGCGCAUUUCCGUCAUCGUCGUGAGGAAGCACUGGAUCGGAACUCACAGGCGGAUCUUAUCCGAGGGAAGAGCAAGGGACUUAUCAUUCUCCUCCAUGGUGCACCAGGAGUGGGGAAAACGUCAACUGCUGAAUGUGUCGCUGAGCUUUGUAACCUGCCACUGUACCUCAUCACCUGUGGUGACCUGGGAAUCACAGCCACCGACGUGGAAUCUCGCCUGAAGUAUAUAUUCACUCAAGCGCAGAAGUGGAAAUGUGUUCUCCUAUUAGACGAGGCCGAUGUCUUCCUGAGCCAGAGAGAGACCAAUGUGAAGCACAAUAGCCUGGUUUCGGUCUUCCUACGCGUUCUCGAUUAUUACCAGGGUAUCCUCUUUCUCACCACGAAUCGAGUCGGCAAGAUCGACGAGGCCUUCCGGUCCCGCGUCCACAUCAGUCUCUACUACCCCCCGCUCGACAAGAGCUCCACGCAGAAGAUCUUCACCGAGAACAUGAACCUGGCCGAGAAGCGUGGCAAGAGCGUGAUCCGGGUCAACCGGGACGAGAUCCGCGACUUCGCCCGGGAGCACUACCGGAGCAACGACCCGCAGCGCCGCUGGAACGGCCGCCAGAUCUGCAAUGCCUUCCACAUCGCCAUCGCCAUCGCUGAGGACCGGGCCGCCGAGAAAAAUGCCAAGGCCGCCGCGGAGGGCAAGGAGCGGAGGCAUACCCCGGUCCUCAAGGCCGAAUACUUGAGGAUGGUCGAAGCGGCCUCCACGCGGUUCGACGACUACCUGCACACCGUCCACGGUAUGGGCCAGCAGGACCUCGCGAAGCAGGGCUCAGCCCGCAGGGAUGACUGGGAGGAAGACCGCGACCGACGAGACAAUCGGAAGUAUCAAUCCAGUCGUGCAGCCGACUCCCGGCGGCGAAAGGUAGAGGAAUCCUCAGAGACUUCGAUGACGGAAUCCAGCGAGGCAGAGAGCCAUAAGCAUACUUCGUCAGAGAAGGAUAGCGAUGAUGACUCACAGGGCGGGAGAAAAGAGGAAGUGGAGCCUUCCAGCUCAGAUGAAGAACCCUCGUUGCGAGAGUCGCGAAAGCGCUCAGAUCGAAAGAAGGGUUCGCAGACCAAAGAACGUAAGAAUGAGCCAGGGGAGACCCGAAAGAAUGGUACGCGAUCUUCGAGAAAGAAUAGAGACAGUCGCUAG
Messenger RNA from Aspergillus brunneoviolaceus CBS 621.78, 3042 nucleotides. RefSeq lists its product as uncharacterized. The transcript has 9 exons. The record is from RefSeq and is a predicted model, not a curated record. The coding region runs from base 1 to 3042 and encodes 1013 amino acids. Gene Ontology annotation, molecular function: ATP binding; ATP hydrolysis activity. Lineage: Eukaryota; Fungi; Ascomycota; Eurotiomycetes; Eurotiales; Aspergillaceae.